AUGUCUCAACAACACACUCCACAAUUUUUGUCAUCUCCUCUUCCGAGGCUCAUUCUUCAUUUUGAUGUCAAUAAAACCAUCAUUAUUUCUGAUGAAGCAGCUGGAAAAACCAUGGAUGAUAUAAUUAAUCAAAUUAUCAUGUCCAGCAUUUGGGGUUAUGUUUCCGAUUCAAAAGAUUUUGUGGUGAUUGAGUGGAAGCUUUUUAGCAAUGUAAAGGCUCUUUUAGAACAUUUAACGUCAUCCGAACACCAAAUUCCAAAAGGAAAGAAAAUCAUUAAUUACUACGAUUACAUUGAAAAAGUAUUGUAUCCUUAUCCAGAACAUGAUGCAUCUGUACCAUUAGAAGAGAGAAAACGCAUCAAUGGAAAGAUUAAAGAAGAACGUACAAGAAUGGUGAAAAACUUUUCACAAUGUAAAAUGGCAGAAGAUUUUUUGGAUGACAUUUCACGGUUGAAAACAAAUCUCAUUAGAAAGAGUUCAAAACAGAAUGGAAUCACGUUGGAAACAGCAACACCAAGUGACUAUGUGAACAUUGUUCCUGCUUUUUUUGAAGCUUUAUUGGAAUUGUUCAAGAGAAAGAGAGAUUUUCAGUUGAUCAUUCGAACUUUUGGAUCAUUGAAGGAUAUAACAUCAGUCAUUAAGGAAAUUAACACAUUUUGCAAAGGAGAACACAUUGAUUAUCCAUUGAAUGGUGAAGAGCGAGAAUUUUUCAAAAACAAGCAAAUUCAUAUGGAACAAGAUCAUGCUGUUGGAUAUAUUUAUAGAAAUGAUCCAGGCACGUGUCACUUGAUUGAAAAUUCUCUGGAGUUCAAACCAGAAAUGCUUCAAUUUGCAUCGAUUGAACAAAUGAUAUUUUCAGACAACGAGCGUGUAGUCAGUGGAUUUGAAAAUAUUUACAAGAAUAUUAUCCAAGUUUCGAAAACUGGCCAAACUCGAUUGAUACGAGAUUUCUACUAUUGGUGGAAUGUUAACAAUGAAAAAACAAGUGCUGGAAAGAUCUUUCUGGUAGAUGAAAAAGAUAAUUCUUGCUUCCAAAUUUUCUUUGAUGAUAAUGUUGCAUCAAAUUCAGAUUUUCCCAUCAAGGGUAUUUUAGAUUUGAGAAAUCCACACACUGGAAACUCGCUCGAUCAAGAAUUGUAUUUAAAUGUUCACACAGUCCAAUCCUAUGCAUUUGAUUUUAUUACCAAUUGCAAUUAUUACAUUGAAAAGAUUGAUCAAGCUGAAUCAUUGAAAAUGAACCAAUUGAUUUGA
Molecule: messenger RNA, 1251 nt
Organism: Naegleria fowleri
Lineage: Eukaryota; Heterolobosea; Eutetramitea; Acrasida; Naegleriidae
Exons: 1
Coding region: 1-1251 (416 amino acids)
Source: RefSeq, a predicted model, not a curated record